Molecule: messenger RNA, 1209 nt
Organism: Haemonchus placei
Lineage: Eukaryota; Metazoa; Nematoda; Chromadorea; Rhabditida; Trichostrongylidae
Source: the annotation of a GenBank genome assembly
AUGGAUUGGCGAGUAGUGAUCAUCACGUAUAAUGUGAACAUGCAACGUGCUGACGAAGAUGACAUUGAGAAGCUCCUUGCGCCAAGUAUGGCUGUCAAACCGAGCAUAUUAGUGAUUGGAAUGCAGGAAGUUUCUCACGGUGAAACCGUUGUCGGCGGAACAGCUGUUACAUGGCAACGCCAAAUUUUGGAAUGGAUGAGUACAAGGAGUGAAGGCAUGGUGUUGCUCACAAAAACUUACCAAAUGACAAAUCAAGUGACGGUUUAUCUGAAGCGAGCUCUUUUACCGCAGAUUAGAAGAAUCCAGUUUCGCUUCAGCCGCAGUACUAUGGGUGGACUUACGGGCCACAAAGGAUCUAUAGGUGUGAAUAUUUCACUACAUGGUGGUAUUUCCGUGGUAUUUGUUGAAAGUCAUUUCAUCCAUGAUGUCAUUUCCUACGACAGAAGGAUAGCUCAAUUUCAUUCCAAUAAAACUUGUUGUUUCCCUGAGGACAAGGAAGUCAAAGCAACGUUCUGGCUUGGAGAUUUGAACUUUCGUGUUGAAAAAGAACCUGAAGAAGCUCUAGAAUUUAUCAAAGCGAAGACUUGCCCCAAGUUACUAGACACUUGUGAGCAGCUCAACCAAGCUGUACGGCAAAAAGAGGCCUUUGUUGGAUACAAGGAGCAACCAAUUCAUUUUCCACCAACUUACAGGUUCUUUGUUGGUUCGACGGAAUACGACUUGAAGCGGACGCCGUCUUGGUGUGAUAGGGUAUUAUUUACGGGUGACAUAAUCUCUCCUAUAAGCUAUAUAUCUAACGAGGACGUAUUGGUCAGCGAUCAUUUACCAGUGCAAGCAGUCUUUGACUUGAAGGUUCCGGUAUCAUCAGCUAGUAACUGGGAUGUAUUAUUUGAACAUCUGCCUCCAUGGUAUACUACCGUGCCUUUGAUUAGCCGGUUCCAAUUCCGACACAAUUACUGGAGCAGUCGUGGCAGUUACCUCGAUUGGGCAGCGGUCUAUCCGGCGACAAUUGAUGAUUGCACGACGCCAAUCAAAUGGAUAUGGAUCGCCACGUGCUCAGAUCAAACAGUUCAAAACCAGCGGUAUAUCGUGUGCGAGUUUGGGACGUUGCCGGAAGGCUUUUAUCGACUUGGGUACUUUAGUCACUACAGUAACUGUUUGAUAGGGUUGUCGAAGACCUUUAGAGUAACGGAACCACCCUCAGACUGA